Molecule: messenger RNA, 985 nt
Organism: Cydia splendana
Lineage: Eukaryota; Metazoa; Arthropoda; Insecta; Lepidoptera; Tortricidae
Product: secretory phospholipase A2 receptor-like
Exons: 6
Coding region: 14-985 (323 amino acids)
Source: RefSeq, a predicted model, not a curated record
CGAAAGCUUCACAAUGCUCACUUAUUACUUUACAACGUUUGUUUUAUUUUUUUGUGUUGCGGAGUGCGUUAUAGAUGACUAUCGGUUUGUGUCUGAAAUUGAUGGUUAUCUCAAGCUCCAUCGCGUCCCAGAAAAGUGGCAAGAUGCCCGUUCAAGAUGUUAUUUGGAAGGUGGUGUUCUAGCCUCACCAACAGACGUAAACAUAAUAACUGCUAUGAAAGAGAUGAUAAAUAAGGAUAACCGACAAGAAGGCCCAGAGAAUGUUUACACUGGAAUCCAUGCGACAUAUACUAAAGGGUACUAUACGACUAUUACAGGGGUCCCUCUCUCACAGAUUGAUAUUCUAUGGGAACGUGGUCAACCAACUAGCCAUGCUGUUGGCAUUUAUUAUGACCACAUAAGUACUCGUAACUGUCUUGUCAUGAAUCAAUCUGGGGAAUUAGCUGUAGAAAAUUGCGAUACUGAUCACCCAUUCUUCUGUUUUAAGUCAACGAAGAAUAUUGACGCACAUAAAUGUGGCCCCGAGUAUAUUGACAGUGACUACCAGUUGGAUAACAGAACUAACAGUUGUUACAAGUUCCACAAAGAAGGCCGGUUGUGGCAAAACGCCUUCAAGACCUGUAUGUCAGAAGAUGCAUAUCUGGCUAUCAUUAACAGCGAAACUGAGUCCCAAGUCCUUAAAGAAUUAUUUACCAGAUAUCCCCGUGAUGAUAUUCCCGGCAACUUCCAUAAAGAUGCUGCCAGCAUUGGCUUCACUAAGUGGGUGGAAUUUGAAGAUUGGUUCACUGUUCAUGGCGAAUCGCUGGCUGAAGCCGGAUUUUCUACCUUUAAUUCUGGUGAACCCAACAAUGUAGAUCCACCGGAAGUUUGUGGAUCGGUUUGGAGAACUGGCCUGCUUAAUGAUCAUAACUGCAAUCGAUUCCUUGCUUUUAUCUGUGAAAAAACACCUUCGCAAAGCAAUGAUAAAAAACGUGAAUUUAAAUAA